Diceros bicornis minor is the source of this 4498-nucleotide messenger RNA. It is a transcript of the gene RFX2, whose product is annotated as regulatory factor X2. Gene Ontology annotation, cellular component: nucleus. The coding region runs from base 150 to 2333 and encodes 727 amino acids. Gene Ontology annotation, molecular function: DNA-binding transcription factor activity, RNA polymerase II-specific; RNA polymerase II cis-regulatory region sequence-specific DNA binding. The transcript is spliced from 18 exons. NCBI's taxonomy places the organism in Eukaryota, Metazoa, Chordata, Mammalia, Perissodactyla, Rhinocerotidae. Gene Ontology annotation, biological process: regulation of transcription by RNA polymerase II. The record is from RefSeq and is a predicted model, not a curated record.
AGGAGGAGCGGCCGCCGCCGCCACCGCCGCCGCCAUAGAGACUGUAGCCGUGGAGACUGUUACUUACCAACGGGGACCAACACGCAGCAGCCGCCGCCGCCGCCGCGGGAGCCGCUGCCCGAACUCCGGCCCGAACUCCAGAACUGAGCAUGCAGAAUUCAGAGGGUGGAUCGGAUUCGCCGGCUUCCGUGGCUCUGUGUCCGUCGGCGGCAGCCCAGGCACCCGUGGCCCAGCCUGUGCCAGCCUCCCCGCAGAGGGUGCUGGUCCAGGCAGCCGGCUCAGCGCCCAAGGGGGCCCAUAUGCAGCCAGUCGCCCUCCCCAGGGUCCAGCAGGUGCCACAGCAGGUCCAGGCUGUACAGCACGUGUACCCCCCCCAAGUGCAGUACGUGGAAGGGGGAGACGCCGUCUACACGAAUGGAGCCUUGCGGACGGCCUAUGCCUACAACCCCGAGCCUCAGAUGUACGCCCCCAGCAGCGCGGCUUCUUACUUUGAGGCCCCGGGUGGUGCCCAGGUGACCGUGGCAGGCUCCUCCCCGCCAGCGGUCCCCUCCCACAGCAUGGUGGGCAUCGCCAUGGAUGUUGGGGGGAGCCCCAUCGUCUCCAGCGCGGGAGCCUAUCUCAUCCACGGGGGGAUGGACAGCACGAGACACUCUCUGGCCCACACUUCCCGGUCAUCGCCAGCUACGCUUGAAAUGGCGAUUGAAAAUCUCCAAAAAACCGAAGGGAUUACUUCACACAAAAGCGGUUUACUCAACAGCCAUCUCCAAUGGCUCCUAGAUAACUACGAGACAGCCGAGGGCGUGAGCCUGCCCCGAAGCUCUCUGUACAACCAUUACCUCCGGCACUGCCAGGAGCACAAGUUGGACCCCGUGAACGCCGCCUCCUUCGGGAAACUCAUCCGCUCCGUGUUUAUGGGCCUGCGGACGCGACGGCUGGGCACCAGGGGCAACUCCAAGUAUCAUUACUAUGGGAUCCGUCUGAAGCCAGACUCGCCCCUGAACCGGCUGCAGGAGGACACGCAGUACAUGGCUAUGCGGCAGCAGCCCAUGCACCAGAAGCCCAGGUACCGGCCAGCCCAGAAGACGGACAGCCUCGGAGACAGCGGCUCACACAGCAGCCUGCACAGCACGCCCGAGCAGGCCAUGGCCGCCCAGAGCCAGCACCACCAGCAGUACAUAGAUGUCUCCCACGUCUUCCCGGAGUUUCCAGCACCUGACCUGGGCAGCGUCUUACUGCAGGAUGGCAUCACACUGCAUGACGUCACGGCCCUGCAGCUGGUCUACCGGCGGCACUGCGAGGCAACCCUAGAUGUCGUGAUGAACCUCCAGUUUCACUACAUCGAGAAGCUCUGGCUUUCCUUCUGGAAUUCGAAAGCCUCAUCCGGCGACGGCCCCACCUCCCUACCUGCCAGUGACGAAGAACCCGAAAGCGCCGUCCUCCCGAAGGACAAGCUGGUGUCCCUGUGUAAAUGCGACCCCAUCCUCAAGUGGAUGAGGAACUGCGACCACAUCCUGUACCAGGCCCUGGUGGAGAUCCUCAUCCCCGACGUGCUGCGGCCCGUGCCCAGUACCCUGACACAGGCCAUCCGGAAUUUUGCCAAGAGCUUGGAAGGCUGGCUGACGAAUGCCAUGAGCGACUUCCCGCAGCAGGUCAUCCAGACCAAGGUCGGCGUGGUCAGCGCCUUCGCCCAGACUCUGCGGAGGUACACAUCCCUCAACCACCUGGCGCAGGCAGCCCGGGCCGUGCUCCAGAACACGUCUCAGAUCAACCAGAUGCUCAGCGACCUCAACCGUGUGGAUUUCGCCAAUGUGCAGGAGCAAGCGUCGUGGGUGUGCCAGUGCGAGGAGAGUGUGGUGCAGCGGCUGGAGCAGGACUUCAAGCUGACCCUGCAGCAGCAGAGCUCACUGGACCAGUGGGCCAGCUGGCUCGACAACGUGGUCACCCAGGUCCUCAAGGAGCACGCGGGCAGUCCCCGUUUCCCCAAGGCCGCCCGGCAGUUCCUGCUGAAGUGGUCCUUUUACAGCUCCAUGGUGAUCCGCGACCUCACCCUGCGCAGCGCCGCAAGCUUUGGCUCCUUCCACCUCAUCCGGCUGCUCUACGACGAGUACAUGUUCUACCUGGUGGAGCACCGCGUCGCCGAGGCCACCGGGGAGACGCCCAUCGCCGUGAUGGGAGAGUUCAACGACCUCGCCUCCCUGUCGCUGACGCUGCUCGACAAAGAUGACAUCAGCGAAGACCGGGGCAGCGAGGCCGACUCGGACGUCCGCGGCCUCGGGGAGCCACUGGUCAAGCGGGAGCGCAGCGACCCCAACCACUCCCUGCCGGGUGUCUAGCGCCUGGUGCCUCCCGGGCUCCGGACACUGCCUCGAGCUCCGCCGCUGUAGUGCCUCUCCAACCAAGUGACCUUCCCUCGGACGCGCGCACUCCUCCAAGGACACGCUCUUCCUCGAGAAGGAACACGGUUGUUAACCAGGUUGAGGGCCCCCCCCGGGCGCCACCCAGCUGUCUUUCCUUCCUCUGAACGUUCUGGUUCUCCCCUCCACUGGAGGCUGGGUCGAGUCCACGCAUCCCGCCGUGAGGGCUGGGCCAGUCGCUGCCUCCGCCUGGGCUUCUCGUCCAUUCGGCUGGUUCCAGUCUCCACUGUGAUGUUGAAAAAAACUCAGCAGAUCCCAGGAAGGAGGGACAUCCUGCGGCUGUGGGGCAGUGCCAGGCCGGCUGGCGGCCACGGGGCCCCAGCCUGGUGCCCUGUGCUGGGAAGGGACUGUGUCAGCGCUGUGCCCAAGGUCCCUCGUGGACAGACCACGCACGGCCUCCUGCCCUGCCCAGCCCCUCGGGAGCCCCGUCUCUAGAUGCCAAAGGUUUCCAGGAGCAGCUGCCGAUCGGCUCAGAGAACAAGUCACAGAAACGAGCCCGCUCAUGCCAAGACACGGGGGUGUCUUUAAAAAUCAAAACCAGAUUUAUCAGCAACGGGAAGCAUUGGGAUUCUGUCCAAGUUCACAGUCAACGUCCAGCCAAACCCCGCUGGGUCUGGAAUAAGUUUGUUCCGAGGGGGCCAGGCGGUCAGUGUUUCAGCAGCGCCUUCCUCUGCCCAGUCUGUGCACAAACAGCCGUGCCUGCAUCCUGCUCACAGAAUCUUCCAGAAUAUCUGCCUUUGCGUUCGCGAUCCUGGGGCCCUGUGCAAGUCCCAUCUGGGACUGCUCGAGGUUGAAGCUCUCCUCCGGGGACAAAUGAAUUGCGAGGCCUCGCGCAGCCUGCAUUUGAAACACUCCAGACCUGUGUCCGUCCUGACACGAUGCACCAGCUCCGUGCGGGGGUUCUGUCCUCGGACAACCACAAGAGGAAGGACAGACCUCUGGUCUAGGAAGCACCGCCUUCUGAAAUGCAAUAGUUUCUCUUUUUGGAAAUAUGUUCAUACCCAUAGUUUUGUGCUGUUCUUAGAAGGUUUGUUAUGAAUGUGUAUAUUGCAGUAUAUUCGGUCCCCAAUAUUUUUUUCUCGUUCACGCCGAAGGUACUAAUGCAAACUCACGUGGCCUUGAUAAAGCUCCCUUCCCACGCCAGGUCUGCGGGCAGGGGCCGAGGGGAAGGACCAGAAAGACGCGUGCCUGAUUCAGAAACCAAAAGUCCACGAGGGGCACCCUAGUUGAAGACUCAGAUGGAACCGGACAGAAAGAAUGUCUUUAAAGACUUGUCUCCUCCUGGGGGACAAUUCUUGGAUUGUAACGGCCUGCCUUUGCUUCCACGUGUGGGUUUCUGCCUUACGCUCCGUCCUUGGAGGAUUCCACAAGGAGGAACACCAAUGACAGUCAAGACACCAGCCUUCCGAGCCCCUUCUCGUUUGUCGUUGCAAUAAACACGUUGAAUGUACCCAUUUUGGGGUCCCCAUCCACACUCCAGCCCCUGCCCCCGACAGUGGCCUGGGGGAUGCGCCCUCCCUCCCGGCCUCCCCUUGUCCCGGGGCAGCCAGCCUGGCCCAGAGGGGAAGCCCAGGCACGGCCUCCAGCUCUUCCCCCCUCCACUCUCUGUGGAAUGUUCCAGAAGGAGCAUUAGCAAGGCCAGCCCGGGGGUCAAGAUGGUGAGAAACCCCUUCAGAUACGGCAGAAUAAAUCCACGCUCCAGCCGCUGAUGGAGCCCACCGGUGGUUCUCAGGGUUUAUUCAGUAGAGCAGUGGGGGCCAAAGUACAGAAUCCGCUGAGAAUCAGCGCAUGAACUUGGUCCAAAAUCGCCAAUUCCUGGGCCCAGCCGCAGAGAGCCUGGCUCGUGGGUUUGGGGUGGGGGCUGAGAAUCUGUACCGUUGUGACCAUCCCCUCUCUGGGGACCCACACAGGCGAUUGUGGGUCGCUGAAGAAACCCUGCAGGAGAGCGACAGGCUCAGCAACUGGGAAGGGCCCACAGGCGGGAGAAUGUUCUGGAAACGUGGACGCAGCUCCCGGUCAGCCAUCCCUAAAAGCUGCCUCUCAGUGCCCACCCAGUGCCCCCCGUGCCCCCAGAGGUGCUCGGC